Molecule: messenger RNA, 879 nt
Organism: Aureobasidium melanogenum CBS 110374
Lineage: Eukaryota; Fungi; Ascomycota; Dothideomycetes; Dothideales; Saccotheciaceae
Exons: 1
Coding region: 1-879 (292 amino acids)
Source: RefSeq, a predicted model, not a curated record
AUGUCUUAUCACAGUCAAUUUACGCUGCCAACAGCUGAUCAGCACGAUGUCGAUGCCACCUGGUUCGACAAACAGAGGCAACUUCCGGUAGAGAAGAAUGAUUCACGACUUCGCACAUGGCUUGUUGAGCAAGUAAACGCACUACAAGACUUUUACGACGGCGAUACAAAUCCAGAUGCGGUCGCUGCCAUCAUGACACACUCCAUCUCGACCUCGUCUAUACUGGACUUGGGUAGUUACUCCGACGAUAUCUUGGCUCUGAACAUUUUAUGGCGUCUACUCAUCAAAGCUUUGAUCGAGUGGCCGUCCCCGCGCACACACGACUUGUUUGCUCUCUUAGAUGCUAAAGCUCAGGUGCCCGACAAGAUCCACAAAGGCGAAGCUUCCGACGAAGACGGCACACCCUGGACCUGGUCCGAGUUCCCCUAUUUCUCCUUGAUCUGGCCCGAGCAUUUCCAGCCUGGUCAGAUCUGCCGUCGAUGCUCAGACGGACAAGAGAUCGUCUUGGCUCGACGCUUGUAUCUGAGAAUCAAAGAUCUUGAAGCGCAAUUGAUAGCAAAGCGUGUCAUGGGUAUGGGCAGAUGGAGGACCCAAUACAUCAUUCUCGCCCUGGAGAAAUCCAUCGACGAUAGCGACAGGCAAAUCGCUAUCAAUGAUGCUGUGGGUUAUGAACAAGUCAAACUUGAUUUCCAUAUUCCCACCAUCUCUUUCUUGUUCAGGUAUAAUGCGAGAGAAAUAUAUGGACGAGUUGUCCACGGUGAUGUCAAGGAUAUGACGCCGGCUCGACGGUGGCCGGGAGUCGCAAAGGAGUUUGAAACGGGGCAGAACGUUGGUCUUCCUGGAAACGAAGACUCGAGGAGUUGGCUGGAGGGAAAGUAG